Messenger RNA from Brienomyrus brachyistius, 1123 nucleotides. RefSeq names its product zygote arrest 1 (gene zar1). The transcript has 4 exons. Gene Ontology annotation, cellular component: cytoplasm. Gene Ontology annotation, molecular function: mRNA base-pairing post-transcriptional repressor activity. Gene Ontology annotation, biological process: translation. NCBI's taxonomy places the organism in Eukaryota, Metazoa, Chordata, Actinopteri, Osteoglossiformes, Mormyridae. The record is from RefSeq and is a predicted model, not a curated record. Bases 29 to 1024 code for a protein of 331 amino acids.
ACCCACACACUUAGGUUGGCUUAGCAUUAUGGCUACAUAUGGUGACGAGUCACUAGACAGCUACCUAUACUCAGCGUAUAAUCCAUACGCUUGCCGCUUCCUCAAUACCAAGCCGAAAGGCGGCGGCUGGCGGCACAAGAGUUAUUUAGCGAGCUAUGGCGACGGCGAAACUUAUUUUGAUAAUCACCAGAGAGCGCAGCUUAAGUCCAUAUUGUCCCAAAUCAACCCCAACCUCACCCCCCGGCUGAGAAAGGCCAACACUAAAGAUGUCGGGGUGCAGGUAAACCCCAAAACUGACGCCUCCGUUCAGUGCUCCCUGGGGCCUCGGACACUACUGGCUCGGAGGCGGGAGACAUUUCGGAAACGGAGGCAGGACGCUGAGGCGCCCGGAAGCCCGGUGAGCACCGUGCGCUAUCCGCGCACCUUGGCAGUGUACUCCCCCAUCGCUUCUAGGAGGCUGACCUCUUUCCUGGAGAAUGACGCAGAGCAGGUGUUGGCCGAGGAGCAGUCUGGAAGUGCGGAGAGAGGCGAGGACCAGGAGAGCGAGAAAAAUGAGGUGGAAGCCGAAGCCGAGAAAGCGAGCGACGAAAUACCGGACGACCAGCUCCGCCAGCAGCAAGACGCCUGCGAGAAAACCGAGGACUCCUCCAAACCCGAGGAAGCCCCAAAGAACCAAGAUGGCGCCCAAUCAAAGGCGCGCGUAAGAUUCCAGUUCUUAGAACAGAAGUACGGAUACUAUCACUGCAAAGACUGCAACCUGCGAUGGGAGAGCGCAUACGUCUGGUGUGUGCAGGGCACCAACAAGGUCUACUUCAAGCAAUUCUGUAGAACAUGCCAGAAGCCUUACAAUCCGUACCGCGUGGAGGAUAUCACUUGUCAGAAUUGCAAGCGGGCGCGCUGUACAUGCCCGGUAACGCCGCGUCACGUGGACCCCAAACGCCCGCAUCGCCAGGACCUGUGCGGCCGCUGCAAGGGCAAGCGCCUUUCCUGCGACAGCACGUUCAGCUUCAAAUACAUCAUCUAACAUGUUUCCCGCAGUCCUGGUUGCAGCCGUGUUUCAGUAAAUGGUGCCUCUGUCUUCAACCUAAAUGAGAUGUAAAAUAAACAGCAUUGAUUCAUUGCA